Messenger RNA from Anastrepha obliqua, 496 nucleotides. RefSeq lists its product as uncharacterized. The record is from RefSeq and is a predicted model, not a curated record. The transcript has 3 exons. The coding region runs from base 82 to 477 and encodes 131 amino acids. Lineage: Eukaryota; Metazoa; Arthropoda; Insecta; Diptera; Tephritidae.
GCGUAUUGCAAGUUUUCGAAUUUGAUUUGUCACUCCUAUGAUAGGUCGAGAGUAGUUUUCAAGUCCUGCCAGAUAAAACCAAUGCGUGGUGAAGACAGUUACAUGAAGGUGCAUGCACAGCUGAAGGUGGUGGCACGGGAAGUAAAUGUUACCAUACGUCUAUUUAAACGUGCAAAUGGUUGGAAACCUUUUCUGUAUAAUGUCAAUUUUGAUGCCUGUAAGUUCUUGAAAAAUCCCAAAUCGAAUCCAGUUGCCGAAUUUUUCUAUAACGUAAUGAAGGAGUACAGCAACACGAAUCAUACAUGUCCCUACGAUCACGAUUUAAUUUUGGAUAAAUUUCGCCUCAGCCAAAACUUGGUGAAGUUACCCUUCCCGAUUGGAGAAUAUGCUGUGGAUACAGUUUGGUAUGGAAACGGUGAGUUAUGGGCCCGUAUAAAUGGCUCCUGCAAAAGUGCAUGGAACGCAUAUGCCAACUAAAAUUCGAGAAAUCGUUAAA